This is a messenger RNA of Pieris macdunnoughi, 1272 nucleotides long. NCBI's taxonomy places the organism in Eukaryota, Metazoa, Arthropoda, Insecta, Lepidoptera, Pieridae. The record is from the annotation of a GenBank genome assembly.
AUGGAACAAUCCUGUCGGGCUCACGAAGAGCUGUCAACGCUACCCAUAAUGUUAUGUCAUAUUAUUCUUUCAGGUCGAGAGAUUCCGGGACAGAAUGUCGUAUCAGUCGCACCUAUUGAAGUGCCCGACGAGUCCAUGUACCCGAGAUUUGCAGAGCCAAUACCAAACGUUACCGUAACUGUCGGCAGAGAUGCAUUACUUGCUUGCGUCGUCGAUAAUUUGAGAGGGUUCAAGGUGGCGUGGGUCCGUAUGGACACUCAAACAAUUCUGAGUAUCCACCAUAACAUCAUUACUCAGAAUCCACGCAUCAGUCUCUCAUACAAUGACCACCGGUCGUGGUACCUUCAUAUAAAGGACGUGCACGAAGUGGAUCGAGGAUGGUACAUGUGUCAAGUCAACACGGACCCCAUGCGAUCCAGAAAGGGCUAUCUUCAAGUCGUAGUGCCACCAUCAAUCAUUGACAACAUGACGUCGACUGACAUGGUGGUAAGGGAGGGUGCUGAUGUCACCAUGGUAUGUCGAGCAUCAGGAUAUCCAGAACCCUAUGUGAUGUGGAGACGGGAGGAUGGACAAGACUUUAAUUAUAACGGAGAGUCAGUAAGUGUGGUCGACGGUGAAACACUCACGAUAACGAAGGUAUCUCGCCUGCACAUGGGUGCAUACCUGUGCAUUGCGUCUAAUGGAGUGCCACCUUCAAUUAGCAAACGCAUCAUGCUCAUGGUUCAAUUUCCUCCGAUGUUAUCAAUUCCGAAUCAACUAGAAGGCGCCUAUCUCGGACAGGAUGUAACGCUGGAGUGCCACACAGAGGCGUAUCCCUCCUCCAUCAACUACUGGACAACGGAUAGGGGAGAUAUGAUAAUAUCCGAAAUGGAAAUUGUAGGUGGGAAAUACGAAGCGAUUCCAGUCGACAGCGGCUACAACAAGUUCAUGAUGCUCAAGAUACGGAAUAUAACGAAAGAAGAUUUCGGUUUCUACAAGUGCAUCGCCAAGAACUCGCUCGGAGAAACUGACGGCAUUAUUAAACUCGACGAAAUACCAGCCCCGCCGUCCGCCUUUACGACCACUCAGAAACCGAUACUAGACAACCAAACAAUAAGGAAAAAAGGGCAACUGGUUCAAACAAAUGAAGCAAUCAGCUCAACAUUCCAAGGUGAGGUGUUUGAUGGACAAAUACGGGAUUUUGAUUUCUACGAGAACUCGGCUCCGACGCACAAUUUAAAUAUUAAUUUAAUGCUAUUAUUUUGUUUAUAUCACAUAAUUUUAGUAUCCUGA